Messenger RNA from Acaulospora morrowiae, 233 nucleotides. The record is from the annotation of a GenBank genome assembly. Lineage: Eukaryota; Fungi; Glomeromycota; Glomeromycetes; Diversisporales; Acaulosporaceae.
AACUUACUGAUGAGCAAAUUCAAGAGGUUAUAGAUUAUGGGAUAUCUUCAGAAAAGUUGCCUCUAGUAACAAAUCAUGUGACCAAAAUUUCCGAGACAUUAUGUCCCGGAAAAAUCUUAUCUGAAGUAAGUGAAUCAACUGCAAUUCCUAUCCCAUCAUCCCAUAUCGAAAAGGUUUUAUCGGAAACCGAGAUAAACACAUCAUCUGCAUCUCAGGAUUUAUCAAAAACAGAG